Anguilla rostrata (American eel) is the source of this 6325-nucleotide messenger RNA. RefSeq names its product myosin, light chain kinase a (gene mylka). The coding region runs from base 722 to 5971 and encodes 1749 amino acids. The record is from RefSeq and is a predicted model, not a curated record. NCBI's taxonomy places the organism in Eukaryota, Metazoa, Chordata, Actinopteri, Anguilliformes, Anguillidae. The transcript has 31 exons. Gene Ontology annotation, molecular function: protein binding; ATP binding; protein kinase activity. Gene Ontology annotation, biological process: protein phosphorylation.
GUACGGGAAGGAAUUGUACCGUUUUAAGAGUCUGCCUCGGUGUAAUGUUUCUACUCGUUUUGGGUUUGCCGCGGUUCUGCUCUGAAAAACAACGUUGCACAUGCUUAGGGGGCUUUCGGGAAGGGAGCAUUCGCAUGACACCGGUGAAAGAGAAGAAAGGAGUGCGGGGGGAAAAGAAGAAAAAGAGAUUGCCCAUAUGGUGUCCUUAUUAGCUGUGGCCUCUGCCUGCGGAUUUGCGAUGCUUCAAAGACUUCACAGAAAACAAGUGUAGCGAGAGGAAGUGAUCUAGAACUGAAGUUAACAGGAAAGGGUUGGGCUGUUUUUUGUUUGUUUUGUUUUUUUGUUUUGCUUUUUUCCCAAAUGGAGUCUGAACGUGAGCAUUACUGCAGAGAAGGAAAGCUUCAUUAUGGCCUAUGAGAGUCCGCUGCUUCAGUGAGCCAAUGAUGCUGGCCAUCGGUCUGCCAAGAUAGUCGUUUGGAUAUUUUUGUCCAUGAUUGAGAAGACUGAACAACACGCUGACAACACAGUCUGUGUCUCAUGCGGUUUUUAAAGAUAUCUACUUCACUUUGAACCCAGUUGUUUGUUUAAUUUCUUUUUUUUUCUCAACAUUUAUUUCUAAUUGUGUCAUUGGAAUUUAGACUCACUGGUAAGAGGGUACCCUGAGCCCCAGGUGAGCUGGUACCGGAAUGGGAAGCUGGUGGUUUGUGGGGACCGCUACUCCAUGGAGCAGAGCGCUCGAGGGGCCUUCUGCCUGGUGGUGCGGGGUGUGCAGGAGGAGGACGGAGGCCGCUACACCUGCGAGGCCACCAAUGAUGCGGGGAGCCGCCAGGUUACCGUGGAGAUCACUGUCGAAGGGAGGCCUGGGAAAAAAUACGACCUUCCAUCAUCCAUUAGAACAUCUGGGGGGCGGCUGGGAGUGCCUUCGGUGGAGAACAGGCCCAGUAUCUGGGGGGAGAGCCCCCCGAAGUUUGUGACCAAACCCUCACGGCUUUUCCUGAGGCCGGGACAGACCGGCAAAUUCUCAGCCAAGAUCACAGGGCGCCCACAGCCCCAAGUCUUGUGGCUCAGGGGGGAGGCGGAGCUACAGUCCGAGGCUCGCCUCAGCAUGUUCGAAAAAUCGGCGAUUCACUUCCUGGAGAUCCGCGACGCUCAAACGGAAGACGCCGGAAUGUACACCUGCUCCGUGGUCAACAGCGCCGGAAAGGCCACGGCAACAGCAGAGCUCAUCAUUCAGGGUUCAGCUUCUGAAUCAAGCAUCCAACGCGGCGUAAAUCUGCCGGUUGCAGUCGCCCCUCUCCCGGAGACGCGGGAACCUCUUACCGUCGCGAGCGUGAGCAACGGCCUGCUAACUGAGAAGAACCCCGCCGCGACGAGGGCGAGGCCGGACGCCGCGGCCGGGAAGGUGGCCAGUGAGACGGGGGCGCGCGACGCGGAGCCGGCGAGGACAUCGGCGGCCGCGACGCCGCCGGCCCCCUCCCCCGCAGCGGAGGAGCACCGGGGGGCCGCGCCCAAACUGCGGGCCACCAGCUCCAUCACCCUGCAGGCCCCCAGGGUCCCACCCCCCAGCUGGGCCAGGGGGAGGGGGACUGGGGUGGGGGCCGCGGAGGACACGCCCGCCGACAGGGCCGCCCAUACGCCCGUGGCGUCGACCUUGCCCGCCGGGGCGGUCAAGCGGUUCGGGAGAGAGAGCCGGUUAGAGUCGACGGGGUCCGCCCCAAAGUUAGACGUCCAGCCAAAGAGCCGGGAUGUUGAGGAGGGGGAAGACAUUGUGUUUGAAUGCCAAGUUUCAGGCUCCCCGGCCCCUACGGUCAGCUGGACUAAAGAUGGGCGGAGCCUGAGAGCGGGGGCGGGGCUUCAGAUGCAGCAGCGGGGAAACGCCCACCUCCUGUGCCUGGAGAGAGUGCGGAAGGAGCAGGGCGGGGUUUACGGAUGCACGGCCGCCAACAGCAGGGGGACGGCGUGCGCCACCUGGUCCCUCAGCGUCAGGAGCCCGAAGCAGGAGGGCCAGGCCCCGGUGUUCAGCAGCGUGCUGAAGGACUGCUCAGUGAGCGAAGGCCAGGACUUCAUUCUGCAGUGCUCAGUGGAGGCAGAGCCCCUGCCACAGAUCGACUGGCUCUUAAAUGACAAACCCGUCCCGUACACGCACGCCUCGUUCGAGGGGGGCGUGGCGAAGCUGACGGUUGUGGACGCGCUGCCGGAGGACGACGGCUCGUACACGUGCGUGGCUCAGAACGGCCUCGGCACGGCGGCGUGCACGGCCCGCGUGAGCAUUAAAGAAAAGCAGAGGGCUGAGAGGAGCGAGCCCAACGCAGGCCUCGGGGCGGGGAGCAGGCCCUCGCCCCCGGCGUUUCUCAGGCUCCUGAAGGAUUUGAGAGUCAUGGACGGGAGCCAAGUCAGCAUGACCGUGGAGGUGACCGGCAAUCCCCAGCCAGAGAUUGUGUGGUUGCACAAUGGCAAAGAAAUCCAGGAGUCGGAGGACUUCCAUUUUGAGCAGAAGGGGGGCGAGUGCAGCCUGCUCAUCCAGGAGGUUUUCCCAGAGGACACUGGGAAGUACACCUGCGAGGUGUGGAAUGAAGCUGGGGCGGCUCGCUCCGAGGCUACGCUAACGGUUCAAGAACCUCAGGAAGGGGUCCAGCCCUGGUUCAUCAGCAAGCCCAAGCCUGUGACGGCCAGCCUUGGCCAACCUGUCCUGCUGUCCUGUGCCAUCGCGGGGGACCCCUUCCCAGAAUUCCUCUGGCUGAAGGGGGGCCAGGCGCUGUCCUCCGGGGAGGACAUGGAGAUUCUGCAGAAGGAGGACGUGGUCUCCUUGCUCAUCCGGAGAGUGAAGGCUCACCACGCGGGAGACUACGAGAUCAAACUGAAGAACACAGUGGGAGACUGCAGCUGUGUGGCCUCUCUGCUGGUCAGCGAGCGGAAUCCGCCAUCCGGCACAGAGCUUUGCUCCACAGAGCCCGGUCAGAUUUCGGAGGGAGCGGACGGGACAGCGCGGGACAGAGGAGCGUCCAGCGAGCGGAUCAGCAGCAGCAGCAGCAGCAGCUGGAGCAGGAGCAGCAGCAGCUGGAGCAGCGGCGGCGGCGGCAGCAACGCAGAGGAGCCGGCCGGCACCCGCGGGCCGCUGAAGAGGCGGGCGGAGACCCGGGAGCACGGCGAGGACCAGGUGCGGCAGCGGCAGGGCGAGCAGAAGGACUUCCGCAGCCUGCUGGCCCGGAGGGUGGCCACCAAGAGCGUCUCGGAGGAGGACCUGAAGGAGACGGGCGCCGAGCAGAUGGACUUCAGGGCCGUCCUGGGGAAGAGGGGGGGGGCGGCGGCGCCCCCACCGCCGACGAAGAGCGCCCGCGAGCCCGCCCGGGCGCCGCCGACCGACUUCAGGGCGGUGCUGGGCAACAAGAAGAAGGCGCCGGCCCCCGAGAACAACGGCGAGGGCCCCGGCCCCAAGACGGUGGCGCCGGUGGGGGAGGAGGAGAACGAGGAAGGACGGAAGAACGAGGUCAACUGCGUGGACGGCGGUGGGAUUAUCGAUAAGAAGAGCAACAACAUCGGGAAGGCGCCCGCGUUCGCCCAGAAGCUGAGCGACGAGACGGUGCUGGACGGGGAGCGCCUGCGCCUGCAGUGCCAGGUCACCGGCGACCCGCCGCCCGCCGUCACCUGGACGCUGGACGGGAAAGUCAUCAAGCCGUCCAAGUUCAUCGUCCUGUCCAACGAAGGAGGCAAGUGCACGCUGACCAUCGACAAAGCCCUGCCGGAGGACGAGGGCCUGUACAAGUGCCGGGCAGAGAACGCGGCGGGGGCGGCCGAAUGCUCCUGCAUGGUCCUGGUGGACGACCCUACGGACGCCAGCUUGACACCGGCCGACAAGAAGACCAAGAAACCCUCGGCCCCUACCACAGAGAAUGAAGCAAGAAUAAAGAAGCCGUCACCAAAGACUGCUCCUAAACAAGUCGUUCCUCCUCAGAUAAUCCAGUUUCCUGAUGACAUGAAGAUCCUGGCGGGAGAGAAGGUUGAAAUCCUCUGCAAGUUUGGGGGAGCACUGCCCAUCACCUGCACCUGGCUGAAGUUCAGGAAACCGAUCCAGAAUGGGCAGAGCAAUGUAUCCAUCGACACCACAGAUUCGUCGAGUAGACUGACCAUCUCACCGACCACACAGGAUGACUGCGGAUGCUACACUGUGGAGCUAAAUAACAAGUUUGGCACCAGACAGGCUGCCCUCAACCUCACCAUUGUAGACAAGCCUGACCCCCCCGCCCGCGUGCCCGCCGCCUCGGACAUCCGCCGAUCCGCCCUCACGCUGUCCUGGUACGGCCCCACCUACGACGGGGGAAGCGCGGUCAAGUCUUACAACCUGGAGAUCUGGAACUCCGUGGACAAGGAGUGGAAGGACCUGAUCUCCUGCAACAGCACCUCCUACAAUGUGGAGAACCUGCUGCCCGACCGGGACUACAAGUUCCGGGUACGAGCCGUGAACAUGUACGGGAUCGGCGAGCCCAGCGCGGAGUCUGAUCCAGUCCGAGUCGGGCAGGAAGAAGAAAAAGAAGAGGGUGAGCUCCCCCUAGAGGAAGCUGAGGCAACUGAUGAUGAGAAAGAACCGGAUUACAGAGAUGUGGAAAUCAAAAAGGAACAAAAAGUCAAGGACCUCUAUGAUGUGGAGGAAAGGCUGGGGACGGGGAAAUUCGGACAAGUGUUUAAACUUGUGGAGAAAUCGACUAAAAAAGUCUGGGCCGGAAAAUUCAUCAAAGCCUAUUCCGCAAAAGAGAAAGAAAACGUGAGACAAGAAAUUAGCAUCAUGAACCGCCUGCACCAUCCCAAGCUUGUCCAGUGCAUAGAUGCUUUCGAAGGCAAGUCGGACAUUGUCAUGGUUCUGGAAAUGAUCUCUGGGGGAGAGCUGUUUGAGAGGAUCAUCGAUGAGGACUUUGAGCUCACGGAGCGGGAGGUCAUCAAGUACAUGCUGCAGAUUGUUGAUGGGGUGCAGUUCAUCCACAAGCAGGGCAUCGUCCACUUGGACCUGAAGCCCGAGAACAUUAUGUGCAUCAACAAGACCGGGAGCAAGAUCAAACUCAUUGACUUUGGCCUUGCACGCCGACUAGAAACCUCUGGAUCCCUGAAGGUUCUGUUUGGAACGCCAGAGUUUGUGGCCCCAGAAGUAAUCAAUUACGAAGCAAUCAGUUACCCAACAGACAUGUGGAGUAUAGGAGUCAUCUGCUACAUUCUGGUCAGCGGGCUUUCUCCGUUCAUGGGGGACAACGACAACGAGACGCUGUCCAACGUCACCUCCGCCACCUGGGACUUCGAGGACGAGGCCUUCGACGAGAUCUCGGACGAGGCCAAAGACUUCAUCAGCAACCUGUUGAAGAAAGACAUGAGGUCCCGGCUCACCUGCGCUCAGUGCUUCCAGCACCCCUGGCUGAAACAGGACACAAAGAACAUGGAGGCCAAGAAGCUGUCCAAGGAGAGGAUGAAGAAAUACAUCCUGAGGAGGAAGUGGCAGAAAACGGGGAACGCGGUGCGAGCCAUCGGCCGGCUGUCCUCCAUGGCGAUGCUGGCUGGCGUCAGCGCGAAGAAGGGAGGAUCUCCGACUGGUAACCCCAGUGAAGAUGACUUGAGCAACCAGUUGCUGGAGACCCAUGAGGACGAGGACAGGCCCCAGGCGAAGCCUUCAUUCAGCAAAGUUAUCAAGGAUGUGGAGGUGGUGGAGGGCAGCGCCGCCAGAUUCGACUGCAAGAUCGAGGGCUACCCCGACCCAGAGGUGGUGUGGUACAAAGACGACCAGCCCAUCAAGGAGACGCGGCACUUCCAGAUCGACUACGACGAGGACGGCAACUGCUCCCUGGUCAUUUCCGAGGUGUCCGGGGACGACGACGCCAAGUACACCUGCAAGGCUCUCAACAGCCUGGGCGAAGCCACCUGCGUGGCUGAACUCAUUGUGGAGGUCAUGGCGGAGGAAGAGGAGGAGGAGGAGGAGGAGGAAGAGGAGUGAGUGGUACAAGAGGAACAGUCUCCUGUCGAACUUUACUCUUAAUAGCUGCUUUUUGUGAGGCACCCACUCUCUAUCGGACUGAGCAACGGGGGAACAUCGUGCUUGGAUCACCACUCGCUACGUUUGGGCACUUUCUUUCUUUCUUAAGUGUAACAACAGAAAUCAGAUGUUGAUAUUUAUACCUGCGACACCAUUGACAUUCCAGCCGAGAUUUUCUUUUCUUUUCUAGUGAUUUUCGAGUGAUUCUGAACCGCAUGCUGUCGAUGAGAUCUGUUGAACAAAACAAGCCAAAAAGUCUGCUCACGUGUUUUAUUAUCAACAUUAUGAUCUUUGAUAUUACCAGUCCUUUUUUUU